Messenger RNA from Sodiomyces alkalinus F11, 153 nucleotides. RefSeq lists its product as hypothetical. The coding region runs from base 1 to 153 and encodes 50 amino acids. The record is from RefSeq and is a predicted model, not a curated record. The transcript has 2 exons. Lineage: Eukaryota; Fungi; Ascomycota; Sordariomycetes; Glomerellales; Plectosphaerellaceae.
AUGGUUAAUGGUGUCAACCGCAAGACAUCUUCUACCCCAACCUCGUUCGCCCUCUCUUCCAUCGCACUUAAAACCUCUCAAACUUUUCCCCCCCUCAUCCCGCACCAUAUGCCUCGACUCUCCCGGACCAACCAAACCAUCACCAGCGAAUGA